Molecule: messenger RNA, 219 nt
Organism: Botrytis fragariae
Lineage: Eukaryota; Fungi; Ascomycota; Leotiomycetes; Helotiales; Sclerotiniaceae
Exons: 2
Coding region: 1-219 (72 amino acids)
Source: RefSeq, a predicted model, not a curated record
AUGUAUCAGUACCGCGGAGCAAACAAGACAACUAAUGAUAGACAAUUCCCUGACUCUUGCAACGAUAACAAUGUUGUCGCUUUCGUGAUAAUGUUGAUGUUGUUGAAUCAAUUUACUGCUUUCAAUUGGCUGCUUACAGCUGAAAUGGCUUUCAAUCGGGUGACACAUGAUUGGUCCGAGGUUCUAGCUUUACAGUAUUGCCGAGACGAGAAGCUUUGA